This is a messenger RNA of Oncorhynchus kisutch (coho salmon), 5660 nucleotides long. Its product is annotated as ATP-dependent DNA helicase Q4. The coding region runs from base 2658 to 3566 and encodes 302 amino acids. Gene Ontology annotation, cellular component: cytoplasm; nucleus; chromosome. The transcript is spliced from 20 exons. Gene Ontology annotation, biological process: double-strand break repair via homologous recombination; telomere maintenance. NCBI's taxonomy places the organism in Eukaryota, Metazoa, Chordata, Actinopteri, Salmoniformes, Salmonidae. Gene Ontology annotation, molecular function: 3'-5' DNA helicase activity; nucleic acid binding; four-way junction helicase activity. The record is from RefSeq and is a predicted model, not a curated record.
UGUGGAAAUAACUGCUCGGUACAAUAGUUAGCUAUGUCAUUUUCCUGGUGUAAGAAGCUGAAUUAAACCCUUUAAGGCAGCGUUUAGGAUGAUUUAUUAUUGCCCGCAGUCAGCAAACGGAUUCCUUCAAGGUCGAUAAUAUCUGUGGAAGUGAUGGCUAGAUACAAUGAUGUCAAGAUUAUUUUGAAAACCUGGGAGCAGUCAUUUGUUCAAGAACAUCAAAGAAAGCCUAACAAGGGUGAUAUUGAAGGAGCCCCAGAAGAGACUAAAAAAUAUCGAACGCUCAAGCAAGCAAAUAAAUGGGCACACAGACCCAACACCUACCUCACAGCCUCAAUCAUCUGAAAAGGACUCAGGUUGCUGGGGCACUCAGCUGAACUGUAAGAGCAUGCCGGUGGCUGCCCCCAAACUGACUCUGACAGCCAAAGAAAGGGAGUCCCUCCAAGCCUCGGCCCAGUACUUUGGCAUGAAACUCAAGUCAAACCUGGACCUGGGAGCUCUAACAAAGGAGAGACCGGUUUCUCUGAAGAAGCCGUUCACUCCUCGUGGAACACCUCUGAAGUCAUGGAAAGAUGUCCAGAGCCCAUACCCUGCAGCUGGAGCUGCAGACAGCCAUACCCUACAGCUGGAGCUGCGGGCAGACAGACAUACACUGGAGCUGCAGACAGCCAUACCCUACAGCUGGAGCUGCAGGCAGACAGACAUACCCUGCAGCUGGAGCUGCAGACAGCCAUACCCUGCAGCUGGAGCUACAGACAGCCAUACCCUACAGCUGGAGCUGCGGGCAGACAGACAUACGCUGGAGCUGCAGACAGCCAUACCCUACAGCUGGAGCUGCGGGCAGACAGUCAUACCCUACAGCUGGAGCUGCGGGCAGACAGUCAUACCCUACAGCUGGAGCUGCGGGCAGACAGACAUACCCUACAGCUGGAGCUGCGGGCAGACAGUCAUACCCUACAGCUGGAGCUGCGGGCAGACAGACAUACCCUACAGCUGGAGCUGCGGGCAGACAGUCAUACCCUACAGCUGGAGCUGCGGGCAAACAGACAUACCCUACAGCUGGAGCUGCGGGCAGACAGUCAUACCCUACAGCUGGAGCUGCGGGCAGACAGUCAUACCCUACAGCUGGAACUGCGGGCAGACAGACAGACACCCUACAGCUGGAGCUGUGGGCAGACAGUCAUACCCUACAGCUGGAGCUGCGGGCAGACAGUCAUACCCUACAGCUGGAGCUGCGGGCAGACAGACAUACCCUACAGCUGGAGCUGCGGGCAGACAGACAUACCCUGCAGCUGGAGCUGCGGGCAGACAGACCUACCCUGCAGCUGGAGCUGCGGGCAGACAGACAUACCCUGCAGCUGGAGCUGCGGGCAGACAGACAUACCCUGUUAUACCCUCUACCAAAGCCAGCCAACACACGUCAAGACCCCCUGGCCUCUCCAAUGCAGACAGGGACAGAACACCCAGAGCAGCUGCCGGAGGAGCCCAGCUCAGACCUUCACCAAGAGGCUGACCUCUGUAUUUGAUGAGGUGGGUGACGCAGAGUAGCCGGUUGUGGUUAAUUUGUCUCUUGCCGUGGAAGCGGCGAUGAGUUCGCCGCACGCCAAAAGGGGAGGUGCUGGCAAGGGAGAGAUCGCAGGACGUGCCGCCAGAUCCUUUGUCACACCUUCCAGGCAGAACAAAGGGACAACUCUCCUGGGGGAGAGGGCUUCCAAGAGUACCAUGCCACAGGAUCUGCCUUCUCCUGACAGGCACCAGCCCCAGGUUGGUGGUGGCGUAACGUCUGCAACAGACCCAGCCAGUCUGUGGCCCACUGGACAACGCUCCUCAUUAGGGUCUGGCUCUGGAGGAGGAGAGGAUGAAGAAACCAGAUCAGGUCUCAAAGGACAAGCAGAGGGCGGUAUGAUAGAAGAGACCGCCGUCGGCGCCACCACUGCCAAGAAAUCUCGAGUGAGGGCCAGACAGGGCCCGGGAGGAGGGGAUGUGGAGGAGGCAAGAGUGUUAACGCAGCCACCGCAGGCCGAAGGUGAUGAGCACGGAUUGGAGAAGGGUACAAAGAAAAGGGGUGGAAAAAGACAAAGGAGUCCUGACACAGAUGGAGAGAACCCUGCAGGUAUGGGGAAAGAGGAGUGGGUGGUGAAAAAGACAAAGGAAUCCUGACACAGAUGGAGAGAACCCUGCAGGCACGGGGAAAGAGGAGUGGGUGGUGAAAAAAGAGGAGAUGGACAGAUAAAGCCCCCCAAGCGAGGAAGAAGGCUAAGACAGGUGAUGGAGACGUCAGCGAUCAGGAGGAUGGUGAUGUCACAGAGAAGGAAGUGGUGAAGCAGAAACCAAGGGUUCCACAGGAGAACCUGCUAGGAGAGGUGGAUGAGGAAGAAAUCAAAGCCAGGAACAGAGGGAGCAACACUAUGAGACCUAAAGCCACCAAGAACUCGGACGGUAACUUUGUGAAGAUCAACCUGAAAAAGAAGCCUUACGUCAAAUGAUACGUAUGUAGGGCCGCUGGCCUACGGAAGCAGUUGACCAUGGAUAAGUUCCAGCUAAAGGGGGAGAGGUUUGGAGGGCCAGACUCAAGGUUUAGAGGGGGCUUCAGCUUCGGAGGGUUCAAACGUCCAGGUGACAGCUGCUUCAAGUGUGGAGGCAUAGGACACUGAGCUAUGAACUGCGAGGGCAGAGUUGCAGCUCCAGUAGACAGUGCUGCUGCUGAUGAGGCGUCUGCGGUUGAGGAGGAGCCCUUUGAGCUGCCAACCUUGGAGGAGGUUGCCCGGGCAACAGGAACUCUGCGUUCCGAGCCUCUGGUGGCACCCCCCAGUGUUAAAGAGGAGAAUGAGUGUCAGGGAGAGAAGCAGCAGGAGGAUGGUGAUGAGGUCUUGUUGAAUGUGAUCAGGCCAGACUACAAACGCCCUCCUUCUCCGCCCCCCAUGCAGCCCCUCUACCCCCUAGGGGAGGACGACAAAGUACAAGUGGCGCGUUCUGAAGUUUCUGAAGCACUCAAAGACUUUGGGUACAAGUCUUUCAGACCAGGGCACGAACAGGCCAUCAUGAGAAUUCUAUCAGGUCUGUCCACUCUAGUGGUGCUCUCCACAGGCAUGGGGAAGUCUCUGUGCUACCAGCUGCCUGCCUACCUCUAUGUCCAGAGGUCCAACAGUAUCUCUCUGGUGGUAUCACCACUGGUAUCUCUUAUGGACGAUCAGGUUAAGGCAGGUGAGGUCCUUUUCCUGCUCCUGUCCCCUGAGGCGUUGGUAGGUGGAGGUCACUCUGGCUUUGGCUGUCUGCCCCCAGCUGACCAGCUCCCCCGGGUGGCCUUUGCCUGUAUUGACGAGGCCCACUGUGUCUCAGAGUGGUCCCACAACUUCAGGCCCUGCUACCUGCGUCUCUGCAAGGUGUUGAGGGACCCUCUGGGCGUGCGUUGCCUGCUGGGUCUGACUGCCCCCGCCACCCUGUCCACAGCCUUGGACAUCGCUCAACACCUGGACAUCACUGACCAGGACGGUAUCGCUGUCCGCUCGGCCGCCGUGCCUGACAACCUGCAGCUGUCUGUCUCCAUGGACCGAGACAAGGACUAGGCCCUGGUGUCUGCUGAAGGGAGAGAGGUUCAGGUCUCUGGAGUCCGUCAUCGUCUACUGCACCAGAAGAGACGAGGCGACCCGUAUAUCUGCCCUGCUCAGGACCUGCCUCCAGGGGGUGCUGUUGCCAGCCAGGAGGAAGAUGACAACCCUAUAGGGAAGAAGAAGAAAGCUUUGUGGGCUCUGGAGGAGGUUGACGACUCCGAAAUGGUGGAACUGAUGGACACCUGUGAUGAGACCUCUGCUGCAGCACCAGAACAAACAAAGGAGACUAGUCAAAACACCCCCUUUGAGCAGUUGGAACAGGCCAAAGUCCCUACUGAGGACAAGGAUGUACCAACUCUUCAACCAUCAGAGGGGAAGCAGAAAGAACCACCAGAGUUGAGUGUUCCACUUCCCCGGAGAGGGGAUGGCGAACAGGAAGAGGAGGAGGGGCCAGGGGCAGGUGAUGAUUGGCCCAUGACUAGGGUGUGAGAGGGCCAUCCCUAUGCAGGACACUGUGGAAGCCCUGGACAUCACUGAGGAAGGUUUGGAGACUCUGCUGUGCUACCUGGAGCUGCACUGUCAGCAGGGGGUAGAGCUGCUCCACCCCACCCUCUCCACCUGUAAGAUGGUCAGCUCUGCAAACUCACCUAGAUGUAGGGCAACAUCACAACACCCGGCUCAUGUUCAUUCAUUAGGGCACACCGUAUAUAUUUAUUUUUAAACUGUGUGCAUUUUCAGUUUGCAGAACCUCGACAAGUACUGCAAACUCACUCCGAACACCUGGCCAGUCUGUUACAGUAGACUGUUUACCUGUAAGAAACAAAGUCGUGUUGGAUAGGUUGUGUUUGUGUAUAGUAUGUAGGUGUGUAUUAUUUGCUCAUGUGACGUUUUUGUGGUCAAGUAAAGUCAGGUACGUUUGUCAUGUGGUUUGUUAUUUUCAUGUUCAGGCAAUAGAUUACUAAUGUUCACCAGGUGCUUCAACCGCUUUGCUGUAGAUAAGUAAUGUUUAUGGUGAGGGGUGUUGAUGAUUGGUGUGUGCCGUCUGAUUGGCAGCUGCCCACCUGUUGCCGUGGUGUUGGCCCGGAAAUGGAUGGCAGGGGAGGGAGUGGAGGCUUGUGAUUCACUGGGCUUUGACGUGGUGGAGGUGGCAGACACUAUGGGCUGGCAGCUGGGUCUGGUGAAGAGAGGUCUCAGACAACUACAAUGGGCCACAAACGGGAGUCUUGGUGGAGUUGUCCAACCUGUCCUUCAUAGGGUAUAUCCUGUCUUCCAGGAGUCUUGGUGGAGUUGUCCAACCUGUCCUUCAUAGGGUAUAUCCUGUCUUCCAGGAGUCUUGGUGGAGUUGUCCAACCUGUCCUUCAUAGGGUAUAUCCUGUCUUCCAGGAGUCUUGGUGGAGUUGUCCAACCUGUCCUUCUAUUUUCGUUCCUACGGUGACUUGACCCCGGACGAGAUGGACCGAGUGUGUCACACUGUAUGCCGCUCUGCAGUGUCUCAUACAAGAGCUGCACUUUCUGCACGGACGAGCGGCAAAGCCUGAAGCAGCAAGGGCUUCUGGGGGAUUACUUUGACAAGAGGAGAGACCUGGACCUGAGCAGGAAGUUCCAGGAAGAGAAGGAUGGAGAGGAUGAGGAGGUGUUGAUGAAAUGCAAGAAGGCUGAUGAGGGGAGGAUGGCUCAUUUGUUUUUACUGUAUCUAUACCACAGAAGGCUGAUGAGGGGAGGACGGCUCAUUUCUUUUUACUGUAUCUAUACCACAGAAGGCUGAUGAGGGGAGGACGGCUCAUUUGUUUUUACUGUGUCUAUACCACAGAAGGCUGAUGAGGGGAGGAUGGCUCAUUUGUUUUUACUGUAUCUAUACCACAGAAGGCUGAUGAGGGGAGGACGGCUCAUUUGUUUUUACUGUAUCUAUACCACAGAAGGCUGAUGAGGGGAGGACGGCUCAUUUGUUUUUACUGUAUCUAUACCACAGAAGGCUGAUGAGGGGAGGACGGCUCAUUUUAAUGGGAACCACGUGUUUGAUUUACAGUGCAUUCAGAAAGUAUUCAGACUUUUUCCACAUUUUGAUAUAUUACAGCCUUAUUGUAAAAUGGAUGAAAUAAGACAUUUUCC